Molecule: messenger RNA, 2324 nt
Organism: Hydra vulgaris (swiftwater hydra)
Lineage: Eukaryota; Metazoa; Cnidaria; Hydrozoa; Anthoathecata; Hydridae
Biological process (GO): intracellular protein transport; vesicle organization
Cellular component (GO): endosome
Molecular function (GO): phosphatidylinositol phosphate binding
Source: RefSeq, a predicted model, not a curated record
AAAUAGUUGAAUUGCCUAAUGUUAAGUAGCUUGUUAUUUUUGUAUAUAAAGAGAAAACCAAUAAGUGUUAAUUAAUAACAACAUUUAUUUGAUAUUCGAAAAACAUUGAAACAUAUUUAGGGAGGAUUAUGCAUAUAUAUCUAUUUAUUGAGUCCAUCAAAUUGGAAAGGAACCUUUGUAAAAAAUAGCGCAAUGUCUUCAUCGAAUUGGUUGUAUCAAGCAAGUUAUGAUAGCGCAAUGGAUUUGUCUGGUGAUGAGUUAACUACUCAAGACGAGUUCAUAAGAAUUGAGGUUCGCAAUCCAAGGACACACCUCAACAAGACAAAAGCCUUAUAUACUGACUAUGAAAUUUACGUUCAAACAAACAGCAUUGCCUUUUCAAAAUCCAACUCGAGUGUUCGAAGAAGAUAUUCUGACUUUCAAUGGCUACACAAAAGAUUGUCAGCUCAGUUCUUUCUUGAAAGAAGCUUACCGGAACUUCCUCCGAAGCGUUUAUUAGGAAGAUUUAAACGGCAAUUUUUAAAGUACAGAAAAAGAGGUCUUCAAAGAUUUUUAGAAAAUAUUGCCAAAGAAAGCGCAUACCUUUCUGAUAUUUCAGUUCAUUUGUUUCUUCAAACUGACCUUCCUGUAAACGAAAUUGAGCGAUGUUUGGGCGGAACAGAAAGUUGUGGAGAACUUGUGGAUGUUUUACAAAAUGACAGGAGACACUUUCAAAAUGUAAAGACUUGCGAUAAACAACACGAUGAUUACUGCGAGUGCGAAGUUAAUUUUGACUUCGAUAGUGGGUUUUCAUACAGUACAACGGGGUCGAUAAAUGAUAUAACAUCUGUUCAACCGUCCCAUGAAAGUUUUCAGUUUUUUAAUUCAAAAAAACUCAAUGAUAAUAACAUUCGUUCUUGUCUCAAAGCCGACAUGACUCAUGAAGUUGUUCAAAAACUUGGUCAAACAGCACAUAAAUUUUCCUUAUUUCCUGAAGACGAUGGAAAUAUCGAUUACGACGCUGACAACGAGGUGGAUGAAACACCGGAUACUAAAACUUCUCCUUUUUUAGACAUUAAUGACGAUUUAUUUAUAUUUGAAAAGAACUUGGGACAAGAAUAUUCGUUAGAUCGUGCCGUUGAACUGAUACAAAAAAGAACAAAACCAUCGGAAAGAUUUUUUGCUCCUGAUUUAGAUAGUGACGAUUGCUUUGAUAUAUCAGAGUAUGACAUCAUAGAAUCUGAUAGCGAUAGUAGGUUUUUAAACAAUUUUAUAGAACGUAUUUCUCAACCUUACGCGGAAUCAAAAGUUUAUUCUAAUAACUCCGUUAGAAGUUCACUUAGUGAAAAAGACGAAUCUCAACCGAAAAAAAAUAAAUUUAUCAUAGCUAAAGUCCGCUCUUUGCCUAAAUUGAGAUUUCCAAUGAAACACGUUGAAAGAAAUAAACUAACUAGUAGAAAAUUGACUUCGGAUUGUAGCAGAUUAAACAAAAUCAAUCGCGAUUCAAAAAACUUUGACAACGCUCUUUUAAAACAUUUUUAUAAUGGUAUCUCCACACCUAGAACUGAACCAACACUAUCUAACACUGGUCUGCUAAGCUCGGAUGACUAUUUAACAACAAUUCACACUGUUACUAGUAAAGAUAGCCACUUGGAUACACUCUCUGGUGAUGUGCCCCCAUCGCAAUUUUAUAAUUGUUCAAAGAGAAGAAAGAAGCGUGCGAUUGGGUUAACUUCAAAUAGUUUAAAAAAUAAAGGAAGACAGUGUGGUAGAUUCAGUGUAAGUGCUGUCAAACCCUAUUUAUCUAGUUUGUUUGAAAGUAAUGAGCAAACACAUUGGAAUUAUGAAAAGUCAAACCUGUUGAAAAAAAUGAAUAAAUUUUCAUCAACUGAUAUCUUUAAAUGUACUUUAAAUCCUAAAAACCCAAACGACUCGCAAUUAUUGCAGACAUACGAUAUUUUAUAAUUUUUUUUUUUUCCUGCUAAAUAUUUAUACGUCUUUGUAAAUACGUCAUCAUCAUUAUAUUAAAGCGCGCGAAAAGUUAAUUUAUUUAAAGCUUAAACAUCAAAAAAAUAAAUCAUGUUAAUAAUACCAAAAAAGUUUUCUUAAAAAAAUUACCUUAAAACUAUUACUACUACCAUUACUAUAUUGUCGACAAUAAUUAAAUUAAAUGUUACAAUGACUUUGCUUUUUAGGUUUCUUUAAGAAAUUGAGUUACUAGAAAAACUUAUUUUUUGUAUGGCAGGCCAUACAAUACUGUUGUGCAGUUUUCAUAAGUUUUUUUUUAAAUUUCAGUAUAUUUUUGCAAAAGUUUGUAAUUAGAUCAAAUAAAUUAUGUUUUAUUA